Molecule: messenger RNA, 4692 nt
Organism: Lampris incognitus (smalleye Pacific opah)
Lineage: Eukaryota; Metazoa; Chordata; Actinopteri; Lampriformes; Lampridae
Exons: 17
Coding region: 473-3916 (1147 amino acids)
Biological process (GO): regulation of ARF protein signal transduction
Molecular function (GO): guanyl-nucleotide exchange factor activity; protein binding; phospholipid binding
Source: RefSeq, a predicted model, not a curated record
UGUGUGUGUGUGUGUGUGUGAAUGAAUGUGCGUGUGAGUGUUUCUGUGGGGGCUUUGACAGAGUUGCAACCCUAGCGCAGCAGUGGGGUGCCUUUCCCUCCCACGAGACUUGACUUAAAGGCUCACAAGCUGACUGAUCAUAUGAUGUUGCCUUUAAGAGCCCAGAGGGGGUCUGUGACGUGCUUUGUGGUUCCAUUGUGCGUGAAUCCUUUUAUGCAACCUCUAGCGGUAUUCUCUACAGAAAGAGAAGUCUAUGACAUAUCUCCUAAAGAUAAUUCAUACACUGGGUUACACCAAAGACUGUGAUACACCUCAAGGCUGUUCAGUUAAAACCUCCGUGUAACCUAAUUACGAGAUGUCCACCUUUCAUACAACAGUGGAUAACAUUUCAUAGCCGCAACAUUUACAGCUGUAGCUUCUCCCUGAAGACAUCCCAGCAUCCUGACGUGUGGACUUACUGAGGGAGAAGCUAAUGGAGGAGGCAAACUUGUGCUCCUUACUAUCAAAUACUGGAGAUUCAGACAAUUCACAGUCUCAGUCAGAAUCAUGGACCUCUACAGAGCACCCAGAUCUCAAUGGCCAACAGGAGGCCAUUGCGUGGGAAGAGGUAGAGAUACAGAUGACCCAGAUGCAAUUAAGAGAACAACCCAAUCUUACCUUGAAGGAAGGACAACAAAGUCCUGAGGAGGCAGAAAACCAAUGGGGGGCAAUUGUUUGGCCAGUGUGCACCAUUGCCCGUCCUGCUGCCUCUCUUUCCAUUGCAAAAGUUCAGUGGGACAUGCCUGACCCCGCACUGGAUAUGUCUUCUUCUAUAACUGACAAAAGUUUAGCCGAUGACCUGGACAUUUGUGGAGUGGCUAGUCAAGACAGUAGUUACCUCUUUCUUCAGCAACAUUUCUUGAAUGAUCUUCCUUCACAGGAGGGCACAGAAAAACAAGAUGAACUUUUGAAUUGUUUUGAGAAGAUUGGAACUGUUACACAGUCAUAUGAUAUGGUGGCUACGGAUGAACAGACAACACAGGAAGAGAAGGAGCCAGCAAAGGAGCUGUUAACGGGAAAUAAUGAAAUACUGCAGAAGACAGACUUAGAGACACAUAAUGAUGGUGAAGUUGAUACAGGACCUGACAAGUCACCUUUAGAGCCCAAAGAGAUUAUAAAACCAGAACCUGGGGCGAAGAUGGAGGGGACUUCAGAUUUGACAUCAGAAGAAGAACAGAAGCAGUUUGACAUUCUGCUUAAUGAAAGAACCGACUCAGCAGUAGAGCCUUGGUGCCCUACUACGUACACUGUGGAGACUGGAGAGAAGAGUGAGGAUGUAGUUGUAGCAUAUGAGGAUCAGACUAUGACAAUUGCAGACUGUAAUAAAGAACAUGAAGAGCCAUACACUGUCAUCAUCAGCUGUCCAAGAGAUUUGAUGACAUUUGGAGAGCAACUAGAAAAUGACCACAUUGGACCAACAAUGAUGUCAGAUUGCCUCAUUCAUUUAGAACGAUCAGAGGAGUCGAAGGAACGGAGACAGUCAGGAAACAACACAAGGCCUGAACAUAAUCUACUAGACCUGAAAUGGUUCACAAAUCAGACUGAGCAGCCAGCAACAUGUGAAGAUGUAGAUUGCAAGGAGCAUCCUGAAAAGUCAGGGGGCACUCAACAACCAGAACACAGUGAAGAUUCUCAGUUACAGGGGACAGAAAAGGAAGAGGAGCCAAUAGACAAAGAGAAGACAGAAAAUGAAGAGGGGACGGAGGAGGAAUGGAGCACAGAGGAGGAAGAGGGGGCAGAGGGUGAAGGGGGUAAAGAAGACUGUCAGAAGAGAGUAAAACAGACUCCACAGCCAGAGCACAUGGACUGUGUAGAUCAGCAGUCGAAGCAAACACAGCUUUCUGGACAAACGGUGGCUUCUGAAGAAAUACAACCUUCAGUGCAACUAGGAAAGACUGAACAGUUGGAACAAAUCAAAAAGUCAGAUCAAAGAAACUUGUUUUACCAGACAGUUAAAUAUUUUGACCAGCCUGUGCAAUCACAACAUCUUGAUCAAUCUUCACAGAUGAAACAGCCACAAACAUCACAACAAACUGAAAAGGCAGACGAGAUGAUACAUUAUUGGCAGUCAGAUGGAACAGAAUGCACCGAAACCACAGGGCCAGAAAACCCCUUAGUAGUGACAGAACAGCCACAACAAAUGGGACAGUUGGAGCAGACUGAGCCCACAUGGGCCCCAAAGCCAUCAAUACUUUCAGGGACGUCAGAAGAACCUGACCAGAGAGAUCAGUCAAAAAUAACAGAACUGAAAUCUGUUGAGAGUGAAGAUUCAGAAUGGAUAGCUGAAACUGAGUUGACAGAUGAACAGACAAAUAAGACACAGCAGGUACAAUGCACAAACGAUGCAACUCAGCAAAUUGCAAUGAUGAAUGGAGAACAGUCCAACUCCUCUGAGACAGUGGAGUCUGAUAUGGAUGGAGAUGAGGUGGACAGAGAGAAGGUAUUUUGCUUGGCUGAUAGGCUCCAAAAGUUGGACGGGAUCCAACGCAAAGAUGUGGUCAAAUACUUGGAUAAAGAUAAUAACUUCAGUCGAGCUGUUGGAAAGGCGUACCUCAAAUUCUUUGACUUUACUGGACAAACUGUGGACCAUGCCCUGAGGUCUUUCCUGAAAGUAGUGAUAUUGAUUGGGGAGACCCAGGAAAGAGAACGAGUGCUGCAGCAUUUUGCGUACCGCUUCCAUCAGUGCAACCCCCAGUCCUUCUCUUCAGUAGGGGCAGUGCUGACUCUUACUUGCGCUUUGAUGCUUCUCAACUCCGACUUGCAUGGACAGAAUGUGGGAAAAGCCAUGUCAAAUUCUGAUUUUGUGUCCAACCUGGAUGGGAUGAAUGAAGGAGAGAACUUUAGCAAGGAUCUGUUAAAGGGUUUCUACUACUCCAUUAAGAGUGAGCCUUUGGAAUGGGCUGUUGAUGAACAGGAACUGAAAAGCUGUCUAUUACCGGAAGAAAAUACCAAAGAGAAUGCGAUGCUGCGCUCUAAGAGCAACCCUUUCCAGGAUGUGCCCCAUGACCAAGAGGCUAAGGUGUUCAAACGGGGCUUCCUCCAGCGCAAAACUCAUGCGGACAUUGAUGGCAAGCGCACUCCCUGGGGUAGGAGGAGCUGGAAGACUUUCUUUGGAGUGCUCAAGGGAAUGGUCCUCUACUUACAGAAGGAUGACUAUAGGAAGGAAUUCCACAGCAUAGAGGAGAUAGUAGGCCUUCACCACUCCUUGGCAGAACAGGCAGCGGCCUACACUAAGAAACCUCAUGUCUUCCGUUUGCAGACUGCAGAUUGGAGGGUCUUCCUCUUCCAGGCAUCCUCCAAACUGGAGAUGAGUUCAUGGAUCAACCGUAUCAACCUGGUUUCGGCUCUUCACUCUUCACCUCCUUUCCCUGCUGCUGUAGGCUCCCAGAGGAGAUUCUGUAGACCUAUUCUGCCUGCUUCACAGUCUGCUAACACUGUGGAGUGUCAGCUGCAGUCGCAUGCAGGAAUGCUUGAGUCGUUCCAGAAGGAUCUUGCCUUCCUAAGACAGAGCAUACCAGAGAGCCGUAAGGCCAAAGCCAAGGAAUUAGAGGAGUACCGCCAGAGGGAGGACUACUUGCAAUAUGAGAAAUGUCGCUAUGAGGUCUACAUCCAGGUGCUGGAGGCCUGGAGGAGCUUAAACCUGACAGCUGACACCGAUGUGGAGACCACUGAAUUUAACCUUUUUGACGGAGCCAUGUGUAAAGACUCCGCAGAAGAAGUCAUACUGAGUGAUGAGGGAGGGCUGAAAAAGUCUCACUCAAGCCCUUCGCUGGAGCUGGAGCUGGCUCCUCCACCUGUGGUCAAAGUCCGACGCAACAUUUCCGAAAGACGGACGUAUCGCAGGACCUUUAUUCCUCGGCUGAGUAAAGACAUCUGAGGGGUCUUUCACAAUGUGGCAACAUAACCGCUAAAGCGCUGUUAUUUCAUGGUCUAGGGAAAUGAGGAGUGUUAUGGUAUUGAUAUGCACUUUGGGUACUGAAGUCCGGAUAGUUUUACUUGUGAAGUAAUGCAGUUCAACAGAAAAGAUUGACUUGCAAGAAUAAUUGAGGAGGAUGAGAACCAUCAGUCGUACUUGGUCCCCCGAUGCCUCGGCAUGUUUUCUGUUCUUUUUCCAGUCACAGUUGCGUGUUUGAAUUUUCAAAAGACCGACCUCAAAUACUCUUUUGUUCAGCUAGUUAAAAAGGUCAAAUGCGUUUUCGUUUUCUAUGUUUAGUGAGUUAAACUAAACACAUGGACCUAAAAUGUUUUGCUUUGUAAUAGCUUUUCUUUAUCAUACUGGUAGUUUCCAUGUUUUCUUAAUUUGCCAUUGCAGGCUCGACGGCAUAAAGAGCCUUGUCAAGUUUCCGCCACAAGAGGGCACUGUGUUAGAAGAAAUGUAUAGGAAUGAAGGUACGAAUCCAAAGUGUGCUGUUACAGACAAGUAUUUUUAAAGUGGUGCGUUUGAAAUAAUCCAGCGGAUUCAUUCAGGAAUAAUAUGUUCAUCAGUGACGCUUAUGUUUCUGUUUGUUACAUUAUACACUUGAAGGGAUUCCUUUCUAGCGCCACUCAUCAUCCAUUUUUUUUUUACAUUGCUGUAGACGAUACAGUCUGUAAAAGUCUUCUAUCAUUUGUCAACCUAUCACCUUCUGAAAAGUAAAUUAUUAAAGAAUUGAU